ACUGGAAUAUCUUGUUUCCGUAUAUAAAGAUAAACAGUGUCAGAUCGCACGCAGGAGAUUUUCCAGAUUCCUCAAAAAAGAUGUAGUCAGAAUUUGAGAUCUUCAAGAAAAGAGAUUCGGAAUGGGUCUGGAUUCCAAGCAGACGUGUCUCCUGGUGCUACUUGUGGUGUCUGUCAUAUCACUUAUAAUUGCUUUGAUUCUCAGUCUGGUGAAGACCAUGGUCGUCCCUCUUCCACCUGGAACUAAGUAUGGAAUGGUGUUUGACGCCGGCUCUUCUCACACCUCGCUCUACAUCUACCAAUGGCCCACGGACAAGGAGAAUAACACCGGCAUUGUCAGCCAGACUCAUGUGUGUGACGUUCAGGGUGCCGGGAUCUCCAGCUAUGCAAGCAACCCUCCCGCAGCCGGCAAAUCUCUGGUUUCCUGUCUGGAGGAGGCAAUGUCUGUUAUACCACCGGAAGGGCAGAGAGGGGCCCCAGCUUAUCUUGGAGCCACAGCUGGGAUGAGACUGCUGGACCUACAGAACAAGUCUGCGUCGGACAUGGUCCUUGCCGAAGUUUCGAAGACCAUAAGCAGUUACCCAAUCGAUUUUCGGGGGGCUCGGAUUAUUACUGGUAAAGAAGAGGGGUCCUAUGGUUGGAUAACUAUCAAUUAUCUCUUGGAGUCUUUCAUGAAGUAUUCCUUCAGCGGUAAAUGGGUACGACCAAUCUCCUCCAACAUAUUUGGCGCCCUGGAUCUCGGAGGGGCCUCCACGCAAAUCAGCUUCAUCCCAAAUGUCGAUAUUCAAGACGCAAAGGAGAGAGCAGAUUUCAGACUCUACGGGUUCCCGUAUAGCAUCUAUACCCACAGCUUCCUGUGCUACGGGCAGAACCAGGCUCUGAAACAGAUGCUCGUGAAAACAGCGCAGGGAAUGGAUUUAACUAAACCCAUAAACAACCCUUGCUAUCCCACUGGAUACCAAAGUACCAUCACCACUCAGACUCUGUAUGACAGUCCGUGCACCGCCACUUACGCCCCACCAACGCUACAAACCCAAGGGUUCAACAUAUCCGGGUCCGGCAAUGCCAGCGAGUGUUACAACCUUAUUAAAACCAUCUACAAUUUCACUGCCUGUACGGGUGAAACUCCCUGCUCGUUUGACAGCGUUUACCAGCCGCCUAUUGUUGGAAACUUUUUUGCUUUUUCUGCUUUCUUUUAUACAUUUGACUUUCUCAACCUGACAUCUGGUCAAACUUUGCAGACAGUGAGAAGCGCAAUUCAGACAUUCUGUGCACGAGACUGGAACGAGCUUCGUUCAUCUUACCCGAAUGAAAAUAAAGACCGCCUCAGGGAUUACUGCCCUAAUGCCAAUUAUAUCCUCACACUGCUGCUGGAUGCCUACAAAUUCAACGACGGCAACUGGAACACCAUCAGCUUCAUGAAACAGGCUGCAAACACCGACAUUGGAUGGACAUUGGGCUAUAUGCUGAACCUGACCAACAUGAUUCCAUCGGACUCUCCGACCAGCGUGAAUGUACAGAAAUACGAUAUCUGGGUAGCCGCCAUUUUCUUCAUCGUCUUCAGUCUGGCAAUGGGGCUGCUGAUGUUGCUUUCAUACUUCCGAUAGCUUGGAUCUUCAAUGCAAUUAGUAGGACGUGAAGAAAAAUGCAAGCAAGAUAAAUGGAUAUACCGUACACAGUACCUUACAGAUGCCAAGAAAAUAAAACAUCCAUGUACAGACUGACAUAUCCAUCAGCCGGACUCAAAAUUCCUAUAUUCUGGUGACCGCCAGUCUUCUCCAGUGUUAUUAGCUGGAAGUGCUGCCCUACCCCUGAUGUUGAUGGAGCAGCUGCUGUAGUAUGGAUGCAUCACUUCCUGGAUGGAAGAAAACAAAGGCUUGCCUCAAAUGGAAUGUAUCUUUAGAUGUAUUUGUUUGGGCCAAGUGAGGGGUCACACAAUAAUAUUUUCUAGCAAGGGCCCACCUCACCGAAAAAAGGACUACAAGUCAACAUCUUAAUCAUCAUUUCCUCCACCUCUGCCAACAUGAAACACCAGGGAAAUCUUUAUAUACAAGGGGGUGAAUUUGAGACAGAACUAUUCCAUUCGAGUUGUUGACCCCACUGGUUCUGAAUCAGUAGCAGUCUCUGGAUUAAAACAUUACUGGAUCACAGUGCAAAAGAUAAUCUUUCCCAGGACAGACAUCCACAUUCAUGCAUGUUCAUCAUUGAGUAUAAAAUAGAAUCUGGAAGAAAAAAAAAACAAGUUAAGGGACUGUUCAAUUUUUAGUAAACUCUUCUGUAAUAUAACAUAACCCCAUAUAUGGCAAAUAGAAGAGUCCCACCCUUCCCCAGAUCUCGUCUGGUAGAUAAACCCGGGCGUCAGGUCAUUCCGCAUCCUGCUCGCAGCGCCACUUGAGGAAAACAGAAGAGCUACAAUCCGUCCAUACAGUAUCUCUUCAAUAAAGUUGCAGUACUUCUCAAUGCUUUAGGUCAGGCCCUCCAGCUGCUGUGCAACUACAUGUCCUUGCGUGUUUUGCCACAGUUUUGCUAUUAGGGCAUGCUGGGAUAUGUAGUUCUGUAGUAGCUGGAGGGCCACCUGUUGAAUACCUCUGCUUUAGGUAAAAGGGAAAGCAUUCUCCUUGGACGACCGUAUUAUUUUCUAUAUGGGAAUCCGCCAUUACCUGAAGCUGAGAGAUGGAAAUAUGCAAACGAGAGCUAUCUUAUUAAGUUUAUAUGUUUAAAAUGUGUAAACCAAAUUAGGUAACUUUAGAAAAAAGCUAAAUAUAGGAGAGGAAACAUCACUGAAAAUGAAUGAUCGCAGGCCGUGUUUUGUCAUAUUUGUUACAUCUCAGAAGAGGUACUUGGUUAAAUAUAGUUUUAAGUGUUGAAACGUAUGAUGAAAGUGUUACUUGAAUCUCCAAACAGUCUGUGAAUAGUUUUUAUAAAGGUGUCGCUGCUCUGUACAAUGGGCUGUCUUAUCAGGCAUCAAUAAAUAACUACCCGCCA
Messenger RNA from Pseudophryne corroboree (corroboree frog), 2984 nucleotides. RefSeq names its product ectonucleoside triphosphate diphosphohydrolase 8-like. NCBI's taxonomy places the organism in Eukaryota, Metazoa, Chordata, Amphibia, Anura, Myobatrachidae. Gene Ontology annotation, molecular function: hydrolase activity. The transcript is spliced from 10 exons. Gene Ontology annotation, cellular component: plasma membrane. The record is from RefSeq and is a predicted model, not a curated record. The coding region runs from base 122 to 1606 and encodes 494 amino acids.